CCUGAGUUCGGAAAAACUACCCCAAAAUAUAAGAACCCAUUCAGCCUGAACCCAAAAAUUCUAGGUUCUUAUACGCGGGUGUUUACUGUAGUAAGUUUCAUAAAUUUAUAAAAUUAAUACCCUAUGCCUUGUUCAUAAGAGUGAGCAUCGUGCCAUAACGACCAUUCUUCGUACCCAUUGACUCUUCGAUCCCGUUGUUGUCUAUUGACCAGCAGUCCGGAAACGAGAUUGCAUGACAGUGUUCCUUAUUUGAAAUUAGCGAAGCGUGGAAAAGAUCAUUUAACCAGCCUUGAACUUUGACGGGCCACUUGCUUUUUACUGAGAGUUUAUAAAUAUGAUGCGCCCUGUUUCUCACUCUUUUCUGGCUCAUUUUACCCUAUCAGACGGAAAAGGUCAGUACGAAAUGUCGAUGAAGCGGAAAAAAGACCCCCCUUCCAAAAAUUGCACGUCUCCAGAACGUUUACCUCCUUCCCUCCACUGGGACCAGAAAUGAACGGUCCCUUAGCUCGUGCCCUUUGUUUGAAUCUGUAAUUUUAUUUAUUCGACUUACCUUGAAACUAAAAUUUCACUGCAAAUCGCCGGCUCUUUGAUACAUUCAUAUUCUCUGUAGUAUUCAUGCUGAAAGAAAAGAAGAGCUCAUGUUAUCGAGAGUGAUCCCGUGUUCUAUUUUGGGCCACUGCUUGGCAAAGUACUCAGAAGUACAGGAGAGCUAACGUGACAAGACGUCUGAGAAAACAAUGUAAACUUGGAAACCAGACCCCAGAAGACAGGAAAUUGAGGUAAAAAAACAGGAAGAAAAUCAAGUCAAGAAAAUCAGAAAUUUUAAGAGAAGAUGGAAUGGAAAUGCGCUCGUUCUGUUUCCACGACUUUUUCCUGGAAGAUAACAAUAAAGAAGAGCAACUAGUAAAAACUAGCUAAUGAAACGCACAUUUUCCAUUUGGAAAUCCGCUUGGGAAUUUAGGUCUACCUUUCAAGAAAUCCCAUUUUCCCGAGAAAAUUUCCGUUGGGGAAGACAAAAUUAAUCUUUCCAUUUACAUUCCAUCCGAAAUUUCCGGAUUCUGAGGGUAAAUGGUAAACAACCUUGCAAACAGCCGAAGACUUGCCUUGACGUGCUACCAAAUUCUCAGAAUUAACAUAAGUCGGAUAACUGCUAAAAUAAAUAAUAACAAGAUACCCCAAUAAACUUUCUAUCCGGCCUUUCGAGGAAGUUUUUCCCUAAACAUUUGCUCAUCGAUAAAUUGUAAGGAGGUGGCUAUUUCUAAGAAAGGGAGGAAAUCCAUAAUACUUUUACGUCAUCUCGUAAUCUAAUAUCUCCGAUCGAUUUACCUGGGUUUAACUUCAUACAAAGAGUCGUCUGAGGUCAAGCCAUUCCUGUAUAAUCAGCUGCAUAAUGGAGCAUAUAUUUACUCUUCUCCUCUGCCUGGUCUUUUCUGCGAGCACAGCGAGUUCACGGAAAUCUGAAAUGUUCAUCUCCCCGAAAGGUAACGACACGCGAUCGUGUGGGGAACGAAAUGAUCCGUGUCAAACGUUAGAGUAUGUUUAUGAAUUGCUUUUGCCUUCAGGGUUUAAUUCGACGGUUUUGCGACUUGACAAAGGAGAGUACAAUCUUCGUAAAAGUCUUACUUUUGAGAAAGUGAAACAUUUCAGCAUAUUUGGAGGAUACGGCGAAUCUGCCUCGAAUGUCGACGUCGAAAUAACUUGCGAACCCAAUGGAAGCCUCGCCUUCUUCCUCAGUGAAAACAUAACUCUUCAAGGUCUCAAACUGUUGAACUGCGGAGGAUGGCAAGAGGCUGCUAUUUCGUCUCCUCUUUCCAAAUUCAAGACAGCCAUUCAUUUUGACUAUUGCAGAAAUAUUUGGAUGCGAAGCGUCCAGAUAUCAGGUUCGGUAGGUCACGCGGCAAAUUUCUACGAAAUCGGAGGCGUGUUAGAAGUGACGGACUGUAUUUUUGAGAACAACACAGCAGGUUCGGACGCCUAUCCUAUUCAAUCUACCCAUAGGCCAGAAAAAGAACAGAACGGGUUCCAUUAUAUCACUUCCGGUGGAGGUAUUUUCCUGAAAUUAAACAACUUCACUCGGCAUCGUCCAAGCUUCACGAAUGUGACGUCAGCCGAGCAUGACACUUAUAUCCAUGGCAACCGUUACACCUUCACGAACUGCAGCUUUCUCAGAAACGAAGUUACCAGAGCGUCGGUUUCCCCGGACUAUUUCCAAGAAAGGUUUGAGAAUCCGUUCAGCGGCCAAGGAGGUGGUUUGGGAAUAUCCAUGGUGGGUUAUGCUAGCAAUUCCUCAGUGCUCAUUCAAAACUGUACGUUUUUGGCAAACAAAGCACCGUGGGGAGGGGGCCUGAUGGUCGAGUUUGCUGAUGCGAGUAGCAGAAACGUCCUCCUGGUCGAAAACAGUGUAUUUGAUGGUAACGUUGGACGCUCGGCUGGUGGAGGAGCUCGUGUAGGGAACAUGCUAACACCAGGUGUCUCUGUUCCACUGAACAAAGUUCGUUUCGUGAACUCGGUGUUUCGAGAUAACUGGGGCCAGUGGGGAGGGGGUGUCUCUGUCUAUGGCACCUCUAUUUUUUGCAAAUGCAAACACAAGUUCAACAGCGAAAGUAUUUUCUCUUUCCAAUCGUGUCAGUGGAGGGGAAACAAGGGAACUGUUGGAUCGGCCAUAGCUGCGUUCCUGUUUAAUCAAAAUAGAGAUCACAUCGGCCCCGAAAUUUCGUUUCAUGUCGAUUUUAACCAUAGUCAAGUGGAAAACAACCAAGUCGAAAUUCAUGAAAGAAAUGUUCUCAUCGGAGAAGGGGCGAUCUACAGCGUGGAUGUAUCGAUCACUUUUCGAGGAAACACAACCAUCAGGAACAACAAUUUUACCGCACUUGUCUUAGAUGGUGGAACACUAGAACUUCACGGCAACGUUGAAUUUGUUGGCAACAGAGGAUUUCGAGGAGGAGCAGUGGCAAUGUACGGAAAUUCACGGAUUAUACUGAUGAAGAAAUCGAGACUCUUUUUCAAGCAGAACUCAUGUUCAGAUAAAGGGGGAGCUAUGUUCAUCCAGACCCCUGGGUCUCCGCAGAUUAGCUAUGGUGUAUCUGGAGAUAACCCAAAUGCUUGCUUCCUUGGUUACGAGGAUAGCUGGAGUAACUUCGAUGACUGGGACACGCGAGUAAUUUUUCAAGAUAACCAAGCACUCGACAAUUCCUCGGGACACUCUGUUUUUGUUACAAGUCUUAAAAAAUGCCGUAAGCCUGGGGAGACACGACUAAACAACUCCGUAUUGGACUGGAAGUUUAUUGAAUACAUCCGCACGUCGGAGAAGUCGUCGCGACGUUUAAAUCAAACUGAUAAACGAGAAGUCGUCACGAAUCCUGUGGAUAUCGUCUACAGGAGGGGUGACUGGAAUGUCUCCCCAAGUGAAGUUUUUAACCCAGUUGUUCAGCUACGCGACGAGAAGAACAAUCCUGUUCGUGGAAUUAUAGAAGUCUCAGUGAUGAAUUCUACGAAAGGAGAAGAUUCUACUUCUGUACAUUUACAAACAUCUUCGUCGCUCUUUGUAGCUGAUGGAAACAUCUCUCGCCUCAAACUGGGAGGCGACGUUGGAGGCGAAUUCACAGUGGUUCUUCGGCAUAUCGGAAGACAAAUUCUGCAGAGGAACAUUCAAGUGACAUCUUUGAAACGUUGUAAUCCUGGAUUCUAUCUCAAGGAUGGAAGUUGCGUGUGCCACGAGCAAUCUGAGGGUGUCUCAAGAUGCGACAAAAGUGGAAAGACCGUUUAUCUUAAACGUGGUUUCUGGGCUGGAAUGGUGGAUGGGAACUUUACUUCUUAUCGUUGUCCACAUGGCCUCUGCAACUGCCCUCAGGGUCAUGCUUUGUUACUUGCUGAGGAUGAAUGUGUCUUUAUCGUUGAAGAAAUGUGUGCAGGUAACAGAGAGCCGGGGAGUAUUUUGUGUGGGAAAUGCCGGACGGGUUUCAGCGUGGUGUUUGGUCACCGUAGCUGCUUUGAGUGUGGAAAGUAUGGCUAUCUUCUUAUGAUACCAAUAUACCUGGUCGUAAUAUUUGGAGUGAUAAGUCUAGCAAUGGUUUUUGACGUUGACGCAUUCACAGGGUGGCUGAAUGGUUGUUUGUACUUCUACCAAGUGAUGUGGCAAGUCGUCGGAGAACAAUUCAUGUUCAGAGACUAUUUUAUGUUCUUUAUCCUCAAUUUGGUCAAUUUCCGCCUGUGGAUUGGAACUCACUUUUGCUUUUCGUCUCAUUUGGAUUACGCAGAUAAGCUUUUCAUUCAGCUUUUAACGCCUGCUUUCGUUUUGUUUGCGGUUGUCGCUCUGGCCAAGUUAGUGGGCAAGUACCCAAAUUGGUGCUUCAGUCGGCGAGUGAAGGCACCCUUCCGCGCCAUCUGCACCAUCAUUGUCCUCUGUUACACAGGCAUCACUUCAGCAUGCCUAGAGAUUCUGCACCCUACAGUUAUUGGUGACAAGACAGUGCUAUACGUCAGUGGGCACACGGACUUCUUUAGAGGCAAGCAUGCUGUCUAUGGAAGUAUUGCUGUCUUAUUCCUUGUUUUCUUCGUGGUUCCAUUUCCGUUGAUUCUGAUGUUCCGACCUUUCUUCACGCGGUGCCUUAAGCCAGUGUUAAACCUAAACCGCUUCAAACCAAUCUUUGACGUGCUUCAGAGCUGCUUCAAGGACCAACAUCGAUGGUUUGCAGCUUUUUACUUCAUUUGUCGCCUGGUCGUGCUGCUGAUAGCCACGUAUGUUCCAUCUGGUCCCGUAAAUCGGUCGCUUUUGGAGGUCACCUGCAUUACGAUCCUGUUAAUCUUUUCCUACGUGAGACCCUACAAAAGAUCUGAGGAAGGCAAAGAUGGCGAGGCAUGUAAUUACGUCUUGGCGAACAGGUCAGACGCUCUCCUCUUAUGGAACCUGUCCAUCAUGGCGGCCUUCAGUUCAGCCACUGAAAACGAUGAUAUCCAGGAACGCCACAAAGCCGCCUUGAGGGUACUCAUUCAAAUCAUGGCUUAUGGCCCGUUUGCUGUAAAAGCCUGGGUUUUGUACAGGAAGACCAGAGUGCGUUGCGACAGUGGGUGGUGCAAAGACGACGAAGACCUAGACUUUCCUUCAGAAACGGUGGUGCACAAAGCAGGAUCAGGAGCCUUGGAUAGGUAAAAAUGGCCUCCUCCUCAGCACUAUUGAAUUUACUGUCCGAAACCAUCAGGGUUUCCGAUUUUCCGCCAAAAUUCAGUGACCCAGCACUGAAGAUGGUGUUUCUUGACAAGCAGACACGACAGCUUUUGGACUGUUUGUGCUAUUUUACAUUGUUCAUUGAUAAUUGCAAACACUUCUGUCACUGUUACUUUACUGGAAUAAUCAUAGUUGAGUUUAAAUUUUGUUAUAUCUCUCAGUUAGUAUGCGCGCUGUGAUUGGUCAAUUUAGCGGGCCGUAUUCUACUGUACGGCCUGCUAAAAUUUAAAGCUAUUUUUGUUGUCAAAAUGUUUGAUUUAUCGCCAUGUGUUCUUAACCUCUUUAGCAAGUAAGAGUUUAAAACUUUCUUUUACUUCUGAAAUUGUGAAUUGAAACCUGCUAACGACUUAAGAGUCACUUAACACUGA
Molecule: messenger RNA, 5592 nt
Organism: Orbicella faveolata
Lineage: Eukaryota; Metazoa; Cnidaria; Anthozoa; Scleractinia; Merulinidae
Source: RefSeq, a predicted model, not a curated record